AUGCCUCGAUUGCAACAACUCGAGUUAAACGUUACUUCCGGAGGAAGCUCCAACCUACUCGACGGUCAACAAUGGGAAAAGUUUAUCAUCGAGCACUUACCAUUACUCUCGAUUUGUAAUUUCAAGUUUAAAAUACUCAAUAUUGAUCACCAUAAAUAUGACGCACAUGAUAUUCUCGUUCAUUUUCGUUCAAAUUUUUGGUUAGAUACCAAUCGUCCAUGGUAUGUAGCGUUUGAUUCUAUAAAUCUUAUUCUUUAUACAAUACCUUACUUUGCUUCUCAAAUAAUCAAAUAUCCUCAUAAUGAUCGUGAUGUUUUCCAUCCGUCGACAUUGCCGAAUGAGAAACAAACAGUUCUAUAUGAUCGAAUCGACGAAAUCGAACUUGGCCCAGAUUGUAAAUUACUUUCUCGGUAUCGUUAUGUCAAGAAACUUACAUUAUAUAUUUCAAACCUUGAUACAACCACUUUCGAUGUUUCGCGUGUUGAAUAUUUAUGUAUUAAAACAGCUACGUGGUCAUUAAAAAAGCUAUUCGAUGUAAUCAAACGAUCGAUGACCAAUCUUCAUCAUCUCAAUAUCGAUUGUAAUUUAUCAUGGACAAAAAUGACGAACACUGAUCACCUACAACAAAUCUGCGUAUUAAACCUUUCACAGUUCAAUACUUCACCAGGAAAUGACCAAAUUGAAUUAGGUUAUCUUUUCCCAUACGUUGAACGUCUAACAAUUACAAUUGAUGAUUGCCAGCAGAUGAUUCGCUUUAUCGAUCAAAUGAAAUGUUUAUCGUACGGUUCAUUUCGUGUCAUCAAUAUGGAGCCAAGUCUGGUCGAUUCAUUACGUCAGUGGAUCAUUGACCGUUCAUCUCGAUUGAAGAUCAACGAGAAUUUCACAUUGAAAAUCAAUCCUGAUCAACAAUGUUGGAUUCAUAUUUGGAUGGUUGGCGAUUAUAAACCAUUGACUGAGGUCGAUAUGCAAGCGAAAGAAAAACCUCUUCUACGUUUCAUUUGUUCUCGAUAUUGCUGUUUAUUGUAG
This is a messenger RNA of Adineta ricciae, 1026 nucleotides long. Lineage: Eukaryota; Metazoa; Rotifera; Eurotatoria; Adinetida; Adinetidae. The record is from the annotation of a GenBank genome assembly.